This is a messenger RNA of Helianthus annuus (common sunflower), 1570 nucleotides long. Its product is annotated as elongation of fatty acids protein 3-like. The record is from RefSeq and is a predicted model, not a curated record. Gene Ontology annotation, cellular component: endoplasmic reticulum membrane. The transcript has a single exon. Lineage: Eukaryota; Viridiplantae; Streptophyta; Magnoliopsida; Asterales; Asteraceae. Gene Ontology annotation, biological process: fatty acid elongation, monounsaturated fatty acid; sphingolipid biosynthetic process; very long-chain fatty acid biosynthetic process. Gene Ontology annotation, molecular function: fatty acid elongase activity. Bases 236 to 1159 code for a protein of 307 amino acids.
CUAAAUCCACCUUCAAAUAAACAACCACCAAUCAAACAUAUAUAUUUUCUUCCAAACUCUUAACCCAUCUUCAACGUUCAACCCAUAACAAACUUAACCCCUCAUCACCCUUUAACCAUCCCCUUUAGAUUUUAAUCUUGUUCUUGUUCUUGACUCUCUGUCAACCACCACCUGACACCACCGCCCACCACCUCUUUCUCGGUGUUCCGACCACGGGUCAACGAUUGACAGAACGAUGACGUUGACCCAAAAGACAUUAAUAUAUUACCUAUCGGAACACCCAAAAAUAGUGAAUUUCAGGUGGAGUCAUACGCAUUCAUGGGGCUCCACCUGGUCAUUCCUAUUCACCUCUAUCUUCGCCUACCUCCUCCUCUCUCUCCUUCUCCACCUCAUCCUUCACCUCCUAGGCCGUAGACGGCCCGUCCCCCUAGGCCCAAUCCCCGCCCUCCACUCCCUCUCCAUGGCCCUCAUCUCCCUCACCAUCUUCACCGGAAUCCUUGUGUCUGCGGCAGCCGAAAUCCGCGACACCCGUUGGUUCUGGCGACGAACCAACACCACCCCUUUCCAAUGGUUCCUCUGUUUCCCACUCGGAACCCGUCCAUCGGGCCGCGUCUUUUUCUGGUCAUAUAUAUUCUACCUAACCCGGUUCCUCAACACACUCCGCACGUUUUUCGCGGUUCUUCGACGUCGAAACCUCUCGUUUUUCCGCCUCUUUAACCACUCAAUCCUCAUCACCAUGUCCUUCCUUUGGCUUGAAUUUUCACAAUCGUUUCAAGUAACCGGAAUCUUGUUAACAACCUCGGUGUACUCCGUGGUCUACGGGUACCGGUUCUGGACCGCGAUUGGGCUCCGAAGCGCGUGUUUUCCGUUUGUUAACAGUUGUCAAAUGGUUUUGCUUGGCUGCAAUGUUAUCUGUCACGUUGGUGUUCUUCUUCUACACUUCAAGAAAGGAGGAUGCAAUGGUAUUGGUGCAUGGGGAAUUAAUUCGGUUCUAGACGCUGCCGUUUUGAUGCUUUUUUUGAAUUUUUACGUCAGUAGUUAUCUGAGGGGGCGGAGAAAGACCUUGGCGUUUUCGCCGGACCACCGUGGUGAUGAUGUUGCUGCCACCGUGGAAACUGAUCGGAUUGGUUGUUGCGAGAGCAAAGACAAAGAUAUUUGAGAGGUGUGUGGCCUUUUUUUUUUCUUUCUAAAAGUUUGUUUAAUUUAGUUUUUUUUUUUAUAAGAUGAAACCCUAAAUGUAUUAAUAACAAAUAUAUAUAAAUAAUGUAUAUAUUUGUUUUGAGGCUAAGAGAUUUAAAAUUUAGCUGAUUUUAUGCAUUAUUUGAAUGAAUCUAGUUUAAAAUAAUAAAUAGAGUAAUAAAUGAAUAAAUAAAUGAACAGGAGUUCCAUGGAAAUUGAUUGUCAAAAGUGGUUGGUUGUUGUAUGAGUAGAUAUUUAUUUAUUUAUCUUUGUCUGUUUUGAGUUUUGGUUUCCUACGAUGUUGGAGUGGUUAGAAAUAAAGUUUUUUUUUUCCCCAAAUGUUGCAUGUGUAAAUUUUAAAGGUUAGUUGGUUCAAGUACGUCGAUUUUAU